This is a messenger RNA of Fraxinus pennsylvanica, 735 nucleotides long. The record is from the annotation of a GenBank genome assembly. NCBI's taxonomy places the organism in Eukaryota, Viridiplantae, Streptophyta, Magnoliopsida, Lamiales, Oleaceae.
AUGAAUGAUCUCUUUUCAGGAUCCUUCUCUCGUCACCGUGGCCAAGAUCCAAAUUCCCACACCAUCCAAAUGACAAACUCACCUAAUUCCACAGGCGGUGUGAAUCUCGACAAGUUUUUCCAAGACGUCGAGGCCAUCAAGGACGAGCUCCGUGACCUGGAGACGCUCUACAGCCAACUCCAGGCCGCACACGAGCAGAGCAAAGUCCUCCACAAUGCCAAAGCUGUAAAAGACCUUCGAGCAAAAAUGGAUAACGACAUCGCCAUAUCGUUGAAAAAGGCGAAGGUGAUCAAGGUCCGAUUGGAGGGAUUAGACAGGUCCAACGCUGCUAACCGCAGCAUCCAGGGCUGUGGCCCGGGGAGCUCGUCCGACCGGACCAGGACCUCAGUCGUCAACGGCCUGAGGAAAAAACUUCAGGACAUAAUGAACCGAUUCAAUGAGCUGAGGCAGAAAAUGAACUCCGAGUACCGGGAAACCGUCCAGAGAAGAUACUACACAGUGACAGGGGAAAACCCUGAUGAGAAAAUCUUAGACAAUCUGAUCGAAACGGGGGAAAGCGAAACUUUCUUGCAGAAAGCAAUACAGGAACAGGGCAGAGGGCAAGUAAUGGACACUAUAAUGGAGAUUCAAGAAAGGCAUGACGCAGUAAAGGAAAUGGAGAAGAAUCUGAAGGAAUUGCAUCAGAGGAGGCACUCAUCAGCUGGAGGUGGCAAGGAAACACCAGAAGAAUUCUAG